AUGCGGAAAUCUGCGGCGCACUCCUUCUACCUCGCCGUCUUCUCCCUCUUCGCGGGGAGUUGCACAGCACGAGCGGCUUCCGCGACUUCACACUCUCACACCAGCCCUGACAUCUGCGCUCUCAAUCCGCAAGCAACCGUCUCCGACGCUUGUGCCUCCUACUCCGACCUCGACAAGCUGAACGAUCGACUGCAUUCAUACGUGCACAACCUUGCGAACAACACCGAUUUCUUCUCAUACUACCGCCUGAAUCUAUACAACAAAGAAUGUCCCUUUUGGAGCGACGAGAAUGGGCUGUGUGGCAACAUCGCCUGUGCGGUGACCACGGUGGAGAAUGAGGAGGAUGUGCCCGCGAUAUGGCGCGCGGAAGAGCUGGGGAAAUUAGAGGGCCCGCAGGCGAAACAUCCGGGAAGACAGCAACAGCGCGAGUUGCGGCGGCCAUUGUUGGGGAAUCUGGGAGAGGACGUUGGCGAGAGUUGCGUGGUGGAAUACGAUGAUGAGUGUGAUGAUCGUGAUUACUGCGUUCCGGAAGACGAGAGCGCAAGUGCGAAAGGAGACUACGUCAGUCUUGCAGAGAACCCCGAACGGUUUACGGGCUACGCUGGAGAAGGGGCACAUCAGGUGUGGGAGGCCAUCUAUCGGGAGAACUGCUUUUCAAGGCCCUUGGCCCGGGAUCAAAGCGGAAUUGCCCCCGGACUAUCCACAGCACCUCCGUCCGGCCUUUCGCCAAACCAAGCGCAGGCUGCGCUGGACUUUAAGCAAGUCAUGAAAGCGCAUGGCCGAGAGCAAGCGCUGCAAUCGGGAGAGCUGGAGGAUGCCAUGGCGUUGGAAGAUGAGUGCUUGGAGAAGCGCGUCUUCUACCGAGUCAUCUCGGGCAUGCACGCGGCAAUCUCCACCCACCUCUGCUACGACUAUCUCAAUCAAAGCACCGGCGAGUGGGGUCCGAAUCUUCGGUGUUACAAGGAACGUCUACACCAGCAUCCAGAGCGGAUCGCCAACCUGUACUUCAAUUAUGCAUUCGUGCUCCGGGCGGUGGGCAAGCUGAAAGACUACGUGCAGGACUACACCUUUUGCACCGGCGACCCGAUUCAGGAUCAACGAACGAAGCAGAUGAUCCGCACUCUCGCGGACGCGAUCCCCUCGGGACCCCAAAUCUUCGACGAGUCCGUCAUGUUCCAGGACCACACUGCAGAUGGGAUCAGCUUGAAGGAGGAUUUCCGCAAUCGCUUCCGUAAUGUCAGCAGGAUCAUGGACUGCGUUGGAUGCGACAAGUGCCGACUAUGGGGCAAGGUGCAGACGGCGGGAUUUGGGACCGCGCUGAAAGUGCUCUUCGAAUUUGGAAAUGGGAACGCCGGGGAGGACAAGCCGAUUCUUCGGCGAACGGAGCUGGUCGCGCUGAUCAACACAUUGGACAAGAUCAGCUCUGCGUUGAAAGCCAUCGAUCACUUCCGAGAAAUGAUGGCGGCGGAGCUCGCGAGCGAGAGCAAGAUAGCAGAGGUGAUUCAGCCCAGUCCACAAGCAGCGAAGAAAAGCGCGCCGGAGACAUUUGACGAUCUGGAUGCAUUGGACGACUUCGAAGACAACGAGCGACACCGGGAGAAGACGGUGGGCGACGAUUUUUGGGAAGAGUUUGACCUCAUCUUCCGAGCGGGCAGGUACAUUGUGCAGAGCUGGAUUCAGAUCCCUCGCAUGACGGGCUCGAUUCUUUCUCACGAGCUGGCGAGGUUUUGGGACUUUUGGCUGGGUAGGCCAGUGAGGCCGCGAAAUUGGGGCAUCAAGCUACCCACUCGCGAGGACCUGUACGCUGAUGAGCUGUGA
Neohortaea acidophila is the source of this 1818-nucleotide messenger RNA. RefSeq names its product endoplasmic reticulum Oxidoreductin 1-domain-containing protein. Gene Ontology annotation, biological process: protein folding in endoplasmic reticulum. Bases 1 to 1818 code for a protein of 605 amino acids. NCBI's taxonomy places the organism in Eukaryota, Fungi, Ascomycota, Dothideomycetes, Mycosphaerellales, Teratosphaeriaceae. Gene Ontology annotation, cellular component: endoplasmic reticulum membrane; endoplasmic reticulum. The record is from RefSeq and is a predicted model, not a curated record. Gene Ontology annotation, molecular function: FAD binding; protein-disulfide reductase activity; thiol oxidase activity. The transcript is spliced from 2 exons.